AUGGAAGAGGAUUUAGCUAUGAAAUGGGAGGCUCUCAGCCUCACUGAAAAGGAGCAAGGAGUGGUUGUUAUCUCACACAGCUCAAAGGAAAGGAUGGUGCAACAAGGACAACAUUGUCUACUGGCUAUGGUCAUCGCUGAGAGGGCUGUCAAUAAGAAGGCUUUCAAAAACACUAUAGCAAAAGUUUGGAAAUGCACUAGCUGGAUGCAGUUUUCUAAGGUAGGGAGCAACCAAUAUCUGGUAGAAUUUCACCUAGAACAGGACCUGGAACAGGUGCUACAAGGAAGGCCAUGGUGUUUUGACAGAUGGUUGGUCUGUUUACAUUCAUUCGAUGGAAAGAAGUCAGUUAAAGAGAUCCCUUUCUCCAUGGAGAUCUUCUGGGUGCAGGCACACAACACACCUUUUGCAAGCAUGAAUAUUGAUGUUGGCCAACAGAUUGGAAAUAGCAUUGGAAAAUGUUUAGAAGUACAAGCAGAUACCAGAGGGAUAUGCUGGGGAGAAUUCAUACGUAUGAAGGUGGAACUUGAUAUUACAAAGCCAAUACAAAGAGGUCUUUUCCUUACGAUUGAAGGGAAGAAGUCAUGGAUUGUUCUGAAGUAUGAAAGACUGCCCAACCUGUGCUUUAGGUGUGGUUGCAUAAAGCACAAUGCCAAAGGCUGUUCUGUUAACAACACAUGUAGUGAAAUGAGGUAG
This is a messenger RNA of Carya illinoinensis, 693 nucleotides long. RefSeq lists its product as uncharacterized. The record is from RefSeq and is a predicted model, not a curated record. The transcript has a single exon. Bases 1 to 693 code for a protein of 230 amino acids. NCBI's taxonomy places the organism in Eukaryota, Viridiplantae, Streptophyta, Magnoliopsida, Fagales, Juglandaceae.